ACCUUACAAAAACACUCAUCUUCCCUCUCUAGAUCUCUCAUUCAUUCUCUCUCUCUUUUUUUUCUCAAACAUAUAUAUAUAUAUAUAUACAAACAGCUAAAAUCUCCAUGAUCAUCUUCUCUGAUCAUAUAUAUAUAUAUAUAUAAUCUCUGUUUUGUUUUCUUCUUCUUCUAAGUUCUAAUAUAAUAUAUUUAUAUCUUUCUAAAGUUCUGAUCAGUAGAGAAAGAUCAUAGCUGUGUACAUAAUUUUUUAUUAAAUUGAAGAAGGAGAAGAAGAAGAUGGGAGAAAUGACAGGAUUCCAAUUGGGUGUGAUUGGGGCUCUGUUCUUGUCGGUGGCAUCCUCUGUCUCCAUUGUUAUCUGCAACAAGGCUUUGAUGACCAAUCUUGCCUUUCCCUUUGCAACAACACUUACAAGUUGGCAUUUAAUGGUAACUUAUUGCACGCUACAUGUUGCCCAUCGCCUCAAAUUCUUCGAUAAUAAACCAAUCGACAUGAAGACCGUCGUACUGUUCGGAGUUCUAAACGGAAUCUCCAUCGGCUUUCUUAAUCUCAGUUUGGGCUUCAAUUCAAUUGGCUUCUAUCAGAUGACUAAGCUUGCCAUCAUCCCUUUCACUGUUCUCUUAGAAACCAUUUUCUUCAAGAAACAAUUCAGCCAGAAAAUCAAACUAUCACUCUUCCUCUUGCUGGUUGGAGUUGCCAUUGCUUCUGUUACAGAUUUGCAGCUCAAUUUUGUGGGAACGGUUCUUUCUCUUCUCGCCAUUGCGACAACUUGCGUUGGUCAAAUUCUCACAAACACAAUACAAAAGAGGCUUAAUGUGUCGUCAACGCAGCUGCUUUAUCAGUCGGCCCCAUUUCAAGCCGCCAUUUUGUUCGUCUCGGGUCCUCCUGUCGAUAAGUUUCUCACCAAUCAGAAUGUCUUUGCUUACACAUAUUCUCCCAUUGUCUUGGGGUUCAUAAUAAUGUCGUGCUUGAUCGCGGUGUCGGUGAACUUCAGUACAUUCUUGGUCAUCGGAAAGACAUCCCCGGUGACUUACCAGGUGUUGGGACACCUUAAAACUUGUUUGGUUCUUGGAUUUGGGUAUACUCUGCUUCAUGAUCCCUUCACGUCCAGAAACAUAGUUGGAAUUCUGAUAGCGGUUUUGGGUAUGGUUUUGUAUUCUUACUUUUGCACACAAGAUAAUCAAAAGAUCAAGAAGCAACUUCCCGACCUCUCACCACCUAAUAAUCAGAACAAGGUGGAUAAAGAAGAUGAGCCAUUUUUGGUGGGGGGAGGACAAGAUCAAGAAAGCCAUGAGGUUAAGAAAUUACAAACUAAGGAUUCACUUGUUUGAUCUAUCAUCAACACUUAAUUGCUUCUAUAGAUCAUGAAUUCUUUCACAUAUUCAAACUAUUCUCUUCUUUUUGAAGAAACCCAUUUGAUCAAGAUCAAUAUAUUGUUCAUGUUUUUUUGUUGGUAA
Molecule: messenger RNA, 1457 nt
Organism: Impatiens glandulifera
Lineage: Eukaryota; Viridiplantae; Streptophyta; Magnoliopsida; Ericales; Balsaminaceae
Product: UDP-xylose transporter 1
Exons: 6
Coding region: 279-1331 (350 amino acids)
Cellular component (GO): Golgi apparatus
Molecular function (GO): antiporter activity; UDP-xylose transmembrane transporter activity
Source: RefSeq, a predicted model, not a curated record